Mustela lutreola (European mink) is the source of this 1736-nucleotide messenger RNA. It is a transcript of the gene XKR5, whose product is annotated as XK related 5. The record is from RefSeq and is a predicted model, not a curated record. NCBI's taxonomy places the organism in Eukaryota, Metazoa, Chordata, Mammalia, Carnivora, Mustelidae.
AUGGGGACCAGUCAGCUCUCGGAGAUUCCCAGCCGUCCACAAGGCCGAGUGUCUGUACUGACCACCGUUUGCUGCUACAACCUCUCCAAACACGGGUUUCUCCCCCAGAGCCCUGUGUGCGGCUGGCCACGGGCUGUUCCCACACGGGCUGGUCCCUCGCGCGGCUCCUCUGGGACACACGCGGCCCGGGCCGUGGCUGCUCUGGGGGCCGAGUGCUGUGGGGCUGAGCUGGGACUGGAGGCAGCCGUGUCCUUCCUGUCGGCGCUGUGGCGACUGGUCGGGCCCUCGGCAGAUAAUAUGCUCCUUUGGCAACACACGCCCUUCAUGCUGGCAGCGCCUUCCCCCCACCGCUAUGAUCUCCUGCUCCAGCUCACUUCAGUCGGAGAGGAUCUGACGGGUCACUCGUCAGGCGGCCCCAGCCCCCGCACGCUGCCGGCUGCCAGCCCCUCGGGUGCGCCCUCCCGCGCCUACUGCAGGCAGCAUCUCACUGGUCAUUUACUACAGCCUACAGCCACCCCCCCCCCCCCCAGCUCCACAGACAGGUGGCAGGGCUGGUGUGUCAGGACCACGUCUGUCUGGGAGUCGUGUGCCAUCCCAAGGGGAGGUAAUGCAGGCACGGAAGCCCCUCCCGGGGCCUCGGCUCCAGCUGGGGAGAAGCUGGGGAGCCUAGGCACUCGCCAGGGAAAAUGUCACGAGUUCACCUGCCAGGGAAAGGUCCCCAGCCCACUGUGGGGACCCCCCAACGCUGGGCUAGAAAGCCAGACUGCUCUGGAGGAUCCUUUCCUCCGUCACCAUCACUGGCUGUUGGUGUGACUUGCCCUAAAGACAGGAAAUGUGUCUAAGAUCGACACAGCCUUUGGAGAAGACAGUCCUGGCCACUUUCAUCUCCUGGCUUUGGGGAUGAACCAGCCCUAACCGCAGUAAAGGACACCCCUGUUUUUCCAGCCAGAGCUCCCACUGUUCCCCAACUCAGAGAAAGGCUCUGAGUUUCAGGGUGUCCUGACCUCAGAAGCGGACCUGUUGGAAACCUCCAGUUUCAUCCCCUUUGCCAGCGACAGUCGGGACCCAGCUCCUGCCCAGAAGCAGUCCACAGGACAGAGGGAGCACAGCCUGGAGGAAGGGGCUGGGGCUCUUUCUCGAGGGCGGGGCAGGGGUGCGGGUGGGCGGAGAGGAGGGGAAGGACCAGAGGGCUGCACACUGGACUUCAGUGCCACGGUGGAGGGGGGCCGGGCAGGCAGGCAAUUCCGCCGACAUCCCACUCCCCUUGGCUGGCCACGCGGCCCUUCCCAGCUGCCAUGGCUGACAUCAGCCCAGUCGUAGGCCUGGGACCUUCCAGAAGCUUCCGCCCCAUCGUAGGCUGCCUUGGCAGAGCCCUCAGCAGCUCAGAGCAUGGGGAGCAGCAGGAGCCCACGUGGGACUCGAACCUUCCCGCCACUGCUGGAAGUGGCCAAAGGUGAGCCUGCGGAUCUCAUGGCCAAAGGUGAGCCUGCGGCCUGCAGACAAUCCUCGCCUCACGUCCGCUCCCAAGUGUGAGGCUGUCCACCGGGACCGCUGACUUUCUCCAUCUGACUACAGGCCGGUCACGCAAGUGGGUCACUGGAUUUGGGGACAGGAGAAUCCCAUUUCCGACACCUGUACCCCAGUGCACCCCCCGCCCCGUCUGGGCCUGGGUUGGCACAACCGAAGCCUGGGGGAACUGGAGUGGACUAUUUCUAAGCGUCCCUGCAAACACCGCA